Messenger RNA from Pantherophis guttatus, 6323 nucleotides. RefSeq names its product laminin subunit gamma 3 (gene LAMC3). Gene Ontology annotation, biological process: animal organ morphogenesis; tissue development; axon guidance. Gene Ontology annotation, cellular component: basement membrane. The record is from RefSeq and is a predicted model, not a curated record. Lineage: Eukaryota; Metazoa; Chordata; Lepidosauria; Squamata; Colubridae.
AGUGGGAGAGAGAGAGAGAUCCUGCAGCUGGGAAAUUGUUUUUCCCCAUCCUCCGUGAAGGAGGAGGAGGAGGAGAGCUUUAGAGGCUGGGACUGUGCAAACACGAACAUCAGAAAGAUUCUUCCCAGAGCCGUCAUGGCACAGCUGCUGCUUUGUUCUCUGGCUUUUGUCGUCUUCUUUUGCCUGGCCAAGGGAGCCAUGGAUGUCUGCUACAACUCCCAGGGCCGUGCCCAGCGUUGCAUGCCCAUUUUCGAGAAUGCAGCCUUCAGCCGGCAGGCGCAGUCAUCCAACACAUGUGGCUGGCCCCCCGAAACCUACUGCUUGCAGAUGGGCACGCGGGAAUCCAGCACCCUGUGCCACCGUUGCGACGCAGAGGAUCCCCUGGCGCAUCACAACGCCUCUUACCUGACCGACUUCCACAGCCAGGAAGAGCCCACGUGGUGGCAAAGUCAGUCCAUGGCGUUCGGGGUUCAGCACCCCACCUCUGUCAACAUUACUCUGCACUUGGGGAAGUCUUAUGAAAUCACCUACGUGAGGCUGAAAUUCCACACCAGCCGUCCAGAGAGCUUUGCCAUUUACAAAAGAAGUCGGGCCGAAGGACCUUGGAUCCCAUACCAGUUCUACAGCGCCUCUUGCAAGAAGACGUAUGGAAAGGCGGAAAGGCAGUUUUUGAGAUCCGGAGAACACGAGCAAGCGGCCUUUUGCACGGAUGAGUUCAGCGACAUAUCUCCUCUCAGUGGUGGAAACGUGGCUUUUUCCACCUUAGAAGGCCGGCCCAGCGCCUACAGUUUUGACCAGAGUCCCCUCCUCCAGGAAUGGGUGACUUGUACCGAUCUCUUGAUUUCUUUGGAUCGCCUGAACACCUUCGGGGAUGAUAUUUUCAAAGACCCCAAAGUGCUCCAGUCUUACUAUUAUGCCAUCUCGGAUUUCUCCGUCGGGGGAAGAUGCAAGUGUAACGGCCAUGCCAGCGAAUGCAUCCCUAAUGAAGAAGACCAACUGAUUUGCCUCUGUCAACACAACACUACCGGGGUAGACUGCGAUAUGUGCCAGCCGUUCUACCAGGACCGCCCUUGGGCAAGGGGUACCGCUGAGUCUGCCAACGAAUGCCUUCCGUGCAACUGUAGCGGUAGAUCCGAGGAAUGUUAUUACGACUGGGAACUCUACCGGCGCACCGGGCAUGGUGGUCAUUGCGUGAAUUGCCGGGACAACACCGCCGGACCCCACUGUGAAUACUGUCGGCCAAAUUUUUAUCGUUGGGAUGAUGAGAUGGUGUGUCAGCCCUGCAAUUGCAACCGAGCAGGUUCUUUAAACCCUCAGUGCGAUGCUGCAGGGAAGUGUGAGUGCAAAGUGACAGUCACAGGCUGGAAGUGCGAGCGAUGCCAAGAAGGAUUCCAUUCCCUGAGUGAAGGAGGGUGCAGACCUUGUGCUUGUAACUCCGCUGGAAGUUUGGGUGUGUGUGACCCCAAUUCAGGACACUGCAGAUGCAAGAAGAAAGUGGAAGGCUACCUGUGUAACAGAUGUCAGCCUGGCAGUUUUAACCUACAACCUCACAACUCAGAGGGGUGUACAAGUUGUUUCUGCUACGGACACUCAACCGUCUGUGCAACAGCUCCAGGAUACGAGCCCCGUGACAUUGUCUCCGACUUCAGACAAGGAAUUGACGGCUGGAAAGCAGAAAACUCAGACGGGAGAGAGAUUUUACUACGCUGGGAUGGAGACGUCAUCUUCGUAGACCAAAAUGAACGGGAGGUGACUGGGUUCAAGGCACCAGAGAAAUUCCUAGGCGAUCAGCGUUUCAGCUACGGCCAGCUGCUCUCGGCAGUCCUUCACUUCGGAGACAACGCAACGGAUGUGCCUUCUCCUUCCGUCCAGCUAAUUUUGGAAGGCAACGGGGUCUUUUUAUCAGCGAGACACGAGGACCCGGAAGAAAAAGGGAACGAAAUUCCAUGCAAGGAACGGAUCGUGUCCUUCAGGUUGCACGAGGCAGAAGAGGCCAUGAAUUCGGUUCUGUCGCCUUUCCAGUUUCAGCGGAUGCUUUCCAAUCUGACCAAGCUUCGGAUCCAAGUUAAAAGUAAACCCAGAUCGGGCAGAAUUGCGCUAAAGGAGGUUCGGCUGGCCUCUGCUCAUCCGGGUUUCUCCCAGCGGGCUCCGUGGGUUGAAGAAUGCCUCUGCCCCCAGGGGUACCAAGGCCGAUUUUGCGAGUUUUGCGCUCCGGGUUACAAACGGGAGAUUGCUUGGGGCGGGCCGUUUGCAAGUUGCUUGCCUUGUACCUGCAACCAGCACGGGAGCUGUGAUCCUAAUUCGGGCAUCUGCCAAUGUCUACACAACACCGAAGGGCCCGCUUGUGAGCGAUGCGUUGUGGGGUUCUACGGCAACCCUUUUCUUGGGCAGCCUGAUGACUGCCAACCUUGCCCGUGUCCAGGGCAAGGGCCUUGCGCAACCAUGCUAGACAGCGAAGAAGUGGUCUGCACGCAUUGUCCCCCAGGACAGAGAGGUCGCCUGUGUGAAUUAUGCGAUGAUGGUUUCUUUGGGGAUCCCUUGGGAAGAAACGGAUCGCUGCGUCCUUGCAAGAGCUGCGAUUGCCGUGGCAACACGGACCCCAACGCAGUGGGCAAUUGUGACACUUUCACCGGCCGUUGUCUACGCUGCUUGUACAACACCGCAGGGGAGCAUUGCGAGCGGUGCCAGGAGGGCUUCUAUGGGAAUCCUUUGGCUGCCAACCCAGCCACCAAGUGUGCGCCCUGCAACUGUAACCCUGAUGGCUCUACUCAGGGACCAAAAACUUGUGAUCCCGUUUCGGGUCAGUGUCGCUGCCUCCCCAAUGUAACCGGACGAGAGUGCACCCAGUGCCUGGAAGGCUAUUUUGAUCUACAGCCAGGAGUGGGGUGCAGAAGUUGUCAGUGCCACCCAAUGGGAGCCCAGAGCAACAUCUGUCACCCCACUGCAGGGCAAUGCAUCUGCCAUCCCGGCGUGACGGGGCUAUCGUGCAGUCAGUGCCAGGCUGGCUUCUUUCAAUUCUCUUCCCAAGGCUGCCAAGCCUGCAACUGUUCCCAGAUUGGUUCGGUUUCACUCCAAUGCCGAGACAACAGCACUUGCGUGUGUAAGAAGGGCUUUGUGGGUAACAAGUGCGAAGAGUGUGAUGCGAACUACUUCUUUGACCUGGAAAUCAAGCAAUGCCGGGAGUGUCCCCUUUGCUACAGCCUUGUGAAAGAGGAGGCAGACAGACUGAAGGACAAGCUGACCGAAAUGGAAGCCUGGUUCCAGAAGCCCAGCUGUGACCGAUCCAAAGGCGAAUAUUAUCAUGCGAUGUUUGGCGAGAGCCCACGUGGAGACAACCUUCAGCGCCCGUACCUGUUGGAAGGUGCCAAAGCUGCUUUCUUGGAGAAGAUGACGGAUCUGAAGGGCUUGGUGGAAGAUGCCCACCAUCGGCUGAGCAACACCAGCAGAGCCAUCGCUUGCGACAGUCAACGGGCCACCAAAGUGUGCGGACUCCUUUCCGAUGUAUCUUCCACCCUUCGGUCCACCCAUGAGGACAUCCAGCUGGCCACUGAGAUCCUGGAGAGCACGGAAUUUUCUUCUGAGAUUUCUUAUCCGUCUACAAACUGGAGCCGCCAUGCGAUCAGAUCCAGCGCUUUGGCUCGCAGCCAUGUUGAAAUUGCAUCCUUGGUGGAAGAUCUGGCCAGAAGAGCCAUCCAGGCAUCCAACUCGAGUUAUCAACUUCUGCAAAAUGUUGCAAACGUCAGCAAGAGGAUGCAGGAAUUCAGGCGAGACAUGGAAGAAAGUGGUGAGAAAAUCGAAGAGACCCAAAAAACCCUCGUCUUGCAAAUAGAAGAUGCUGAGAUCCUGGUUUCAGGCCAUCAGAGCAACAUAACCCUGGUUCAGACAAAUACUUUGGAACUGCCUCUGAUCUUGCAGCGCCCUCUGGUGGAGAAAGCUGGAAAUCUGGUCCAAGAAGCAGAGGAAAUUCAACAACUGGUUGAAAGGAAACACCGGUUGGCAACCAACAAAUCCUUGGCUGUAGAAACUGGGUUAAAAGAAAUGCUACAGAGGACUCAGCCCUUGGAAGAACUAUGGCAGAGAACGGACAAUGCACAAGCACUGGCUGAGUCCUCCCUGGCCAACGGAGAGGCCGUGGUGUCUGAAGCGAAGGCUUUGGUGACCACACUGGACGGAAUAAAGACCCUGAUGGAAAACCCUAAAGGCCGCGCUGCAAUCAGGAGGAAGAGGGUUGCAGUGCGGGACAGGACGAUUGCGGAGACCCAGAGGAAGGUCAGGCAGGUCCAGAGAGCCCUGGGAAAUUCUGGAACCGUUUCUGCAAAGGCCUUCGAAAUUGCCCGUGAUGGGGAAUCGGUCUCUAAGAAGAAUGCUAAGGCGGCCGAAGACGUGCUAAGACAGGCCAAGCAAGAGAAGAAGCAGGCCAGCAAAAUGUCUGCCAGAGUUGCUCUUACGAUGGCAGAGAUCUCCAGACAGGAAGACAAAGCCAAAGAGCUUCAGGUCCAACUUGGAAAACCUGAGGAGGUCGUAAUGGAGAUGAAGAGGCUUGGUCAGAACUUCCAAGUGGCCCAACGCUCCUUGGAGAUGGACAUUAAGGCCCUCAAGCAUCUGCUCUCCAAGCUAGGAAACCUGGAUCAAUCGGCAGCUGUGCUCCAUGCAAGCCAGGUCCAGCUGGCAAACUUGAGGCUGCGCCUGGCAGGACCUGGUUCCCUGAAUCAGACGCUGGGCAUCUUAGUACGGGAAGCUGAGCAACAACGGGUAUCAUUGGAAGCCUUCGAAGAAGAUCUGGAGGAGAUCCAGAGCGACAAGGAGAACCUAGAAGCUAUUCUUCGGAGCUUGCCCAGCGGCUGUUAGAGCUGAAAGGAGGCCUGCAAAAUUGAGGAGUGGCAGUGAGGGAAUCAAUAUAGACCCUUUUUUUAAAAAAAGGAAAUGUUCCCAGAAUGCAUCUUUGUCAGGGACAGAGAAUAGCUUGAGUAAACCAUCUGUGAUUCUGGGCUGCCGCAACCAACCUUAAGAAUCAAACCCCGAAAUGGAGACCUCCCAAAUUCAUUGCAGUCCUGAGGACUAGAAACCUGAAACAGCCAUUUUGCAAGUCUUGGGAAAACUGAGCCUUGUGCUUUUUUUGGUCCAAGGAGUUUUGGACCCUGGUGGGGAGAGAAAAAAGAAAAAAAAAAAGAUUCGAAGAGAUUUGAAACCCUGAUGCAGAAAAAUUGAAAAUUGGCUGCCAGGAUCGGGAGUAAAUUCCAGUGCCAGGGAUGUAGAAUUUGCUUGUUUCCAGUUCUUCAGAAGUUUGAGAAAUGCUUUAAAGAGAAAUUCUCAUUUUCUUUUUAAGACAAGCGUUAAAAACCAACAAAAACAACCUCUUAGCUGUGGAAUUGAAUAGACAAAAUGGUGGUGAAAUUGACUGGACCCAGGUUGUGUCAAUAUCUUAUGAAAUUGACCCACCCACAAUGGUGAAAACUGGACAAGAAACAGUGUUUUGGGAAAUCGACAAACAAGCAGAAGAUCCAAAAUUUUGAUAUUUUCCCAUCCCUUGUCCUGAAAAAAUACCACCUUCGCCAACCAAGGACCCAAACCUGCGACGUUCUAAGGCAGUGAUGGCUAACCUUUUUGCCAUUGUGUGCUAAAAGUGGGGGGAGUGCGGGAGGGUCGUGCGUACAUGCCCACACUCAUAAUUAUAUGCGCCCAUCCCCCCAUGCAUGCACGCACGGCUCCCUCCCCCUGCUUUUGGCAUGCGAUGGCACAGUGGGACCGGAAGGCCCGUUUUUUGCUCUCCCCAGGCUCCAGGGUCUCUCUAGAAGCCUGGGGAGGAUGAAAACUGCCUUCCCCACCCAUCCGGAGGCCCUCCGGAGGCUGAAAACAGCCCGCUUGCCAACUUCCGGUGGCCCAGAAAGGCUCUGGAGCCUGAGGAGAGCAAAAAAUGGGCCUUCCCCACCCCGCACCCACCCCCAGGCCCUCCGGAAGAAGGAAACAGCCUGUUUCCCUACUUCUGGUGGGCCCAGAAGGCCCGAAAAUCAGCUGGCCGGCGCGCAUGUGAGCUCGCGUGCCCAUUGAUAUGGCUUUGCGUGCCAUAGAUUCACCAUCACGGUUCUAGCAAGCAAACUGCGGAACGCUUCUCUCAAAUGGCAAAUCCUUCUUGUAUAUCAGCGAUCUGGAAUCCAUUCGCUUGCUGACAUAGAAAGCUAUUUCAGCCCUGUUGAGCUUAAAAGAGAGAAACUCUGCGGUUACAUUCACGCAUAUAAUCGGGAAAGCUUUAUCUGAGUUUUUUAAGAAUACGGGAUUUGUACUGUACAUCUACGUGUGUUAAUAUAUCUCUUUUCCUGACCCCA